UCAGGAAAAGCGGCUUGCCCGUUUGCUGGAACCCCUGUCUCAAUGGAUAUUACAAGGGGGAGCUUGGAUAAAAUUUCAAGGCCUGCAUCUAGCUCAAGAGUGUAUCCUACUUGUAGAUCUUUAAGUGCAUCUUUGGAGGUGUUGACACCACAGCUGUGUUUGCCAAAGGUUGGUUCACCUGUCAGUUUGACCAGUAACCAGCAAAGACACUGCUGUCCAGAGGAAAAUAAAGAUGAGGAUGGGGAAAAGUCUGGCAUCACGAGAAUAAAAACAGCUAAGCAAACUUCAGUGGAAAAUAUUACCUUCGCUCUUCAGGAGUUUAUACAGAAUCCUAAUGAGCUGUCAGGAUCUAUCUGUAAUUCGGAUUCUGGGGAUGAUAGUGUUGAAAAGACUUCCAAAUUCUGUGAACCUUCCCAAGGAAAAAAAAAAACAAACUCCUCCAACUUAGAAGAUUCUGAACAGGCAGCUGUAGAUACUCUGAUUCAAGCAGCAAUAAAGAAGAUGAAUAAACUGGACACAAUACUAGCAAAAAAGCACUUAAAAGAGAGAGCAAUUAAAAAACAAGGCAAAGAAAUGAGAGCAAAGCUCUGGGAAGAACUUCAGUCUGUCAGUACUUCUGGAAGUCAUGAGGAGAUAGAAAACACAAAACACUUUUUAGCCUUGAUCUCAUCAUGGCAGGAUGCAACUGAGCCCUUCCACAUUAAAGAAGAUGAAAUAUGUAUUUCAGUAUUUCACACACAAAUUAAUCCAGAAGAUUAUGAUUGUCGCAAAAACCAUCGUAAUCAGGAUUGUCCAAAGGAAAUAAAAACAAAUGAAUUUCUGAAUCAGGCAGAAAAAACACAAAAUAAAAGCAAAAGCAGCCAGGAUUUCAUUAGAAAGAAUAUUGAGCUGGCAAAGGAUUCUGGAAACCAGGUUGCUUUGCUUGAGGAAGAAAAGAAGAGGUUGAUUGAGCUAUUGAAAGAUAUGGAAGAUGGAAGUGAAUUGCAGGGUUUUGAGGAAGAUGCGUCUGGCUGGCUAGUACCAGGAGAAGGGUACACACCUGAACCAAUGGAAUUUCAUCACUUGAGUGAAAUAGAUACUAAGCUUCAAGUGCUCUCUAAUGGGGAUUUUUCUGCAAGUCGCAGCUCUUGCUCAAAAUCUCCAAGCCAGAUUUAUCAGGAGUCUCUGGCUUAUGCAAACAGAAAACUAGAAGUGGUUCCAGGUGAGAAAGUUCUGCGAUAUAAUAAGGAGCACCGGGAUCAGCAAAACCGUCUGAAAGAAAUAGAUCAUCAGCUGAAAUCCCUGGAGGAAAGUCUGACUGAAGAACAAAUGGGCCUCUCUGAAGAGCAGCUUAAGAUCCUUCUGGAAGAAUGUGUGCCAGCCCUGAGAACAAUGAGCAACGUUACCAUGCCAAAAUCUCAGGAAUUUCUUUCUUGUGGAUUAAGUCCGCCUUGUUACACAAGUCAAGAUCCUGUUCUUCACUCCCCAUCUACUCUUUCCAAAAUGUUAGUUGAAGACCAUAUUGUAGGGAUGUUAACAGCCCAGGAAAAGGCAGGCCCGGAAGACAGAAGUGUAUGUAUGAAUGCCAAGAAUGAAAACCCUGGGUGCUACUAUCUUAGCAAAGCAUUGGUUGAUAGUCAUUUAUCAAAGGAUUCACUGGCCCAAACAGAGGAACCUGAUGACCAAGGAGGUUUACCAAAGACGGGACAUGAGAGUGUUGCUGAAGGUUACUUUAUGUCAAGAGCCCUCAGCACAAAAAAGCUGAAGAAACCUGCUUUCUUGAGCGAGCCAUUAUAUUGCAUCAGCAGGCACAAAGAGCCGGCCCGCGAGGCUGACAUUCCCAGCAUACCACUGCCCAGCCAGGGAGGUGAGGCUCUCCACAGCACUUCACAAUGGGCUUUUGAUUGUGGGGAAAACCAAGCAGGAUCUCACCAAAGGAGAACAAAUAGUCUCCUGAUAGUUGAAAUGACAAUUCAACAGAAAUUCAGCAGUGUUUCCUGA
Molecule: messenger RNA, 1980 nt
Organism: Nothoprocta perdicaria
Lineage: Eukaryota; Metazoa; Chordata; Aves; Tinamiformes; Tinamidae
Gene: FSIP1
Product: fibrous sheath interacting protein 1
Source: RefSeq, a predicted model, not a curated record